Molecule: messenger RNA, 3182 nt
Organism: Phyllostomus hastatus (greater spear-nosed bat)
Lineage: Eukaryota; Metazoa; Chordata; Mammalia; Chiroptera; Phyllostomidae
Gene: TSHR
Product: thyroid stimulating hormone receptor
Exons: 10
Coding region: 235-2523 (762 amino acids)
Biological process (GO): G protein-coupled receptor signaling pathway
Cellular component (GO): membrane
Molecular function (GO): thyroid-stimulating hormone receptor activity
Source: RefSeq, a predicted model, not a curated record
GGCUGGGAAAGUAAAGCCAACAGGCUUGUUUGCCCGGAGAGUUGCCUAGAGAAACAGAACACUUGAGAGCCUCUUCUGUCCCCUCUCCAGCCUCCUCCUUGGUGCUGAAGUCACAACCCCAACGAGCCUUCUCCCACCCUUGUCCCUCUCCUGCGGCCUGAGGAACCCGAAACGCGGAGGGCUGAGAAUGAGACGAUAGUGAAGGAUGAAGAAAUAGCUUUGGACCCGUGGAACAUGAGGCCGAUGCCCCUAUUGCAACUGGCGCUGCUUGUCGCCAUGCCCAGGGGCCUGGGGGGAAAAGGGUGUCUUUCUCCGCCCUGCGAGUGCCACCAGGAGGACGACUUCAGAGUCACCUGCAAGGAUAUCGACCACAUUCCCAGCCUACCGCCCAGUACGCAGACUCUGAAGUUUACAGAGACCCAUCUGAAAACCAUUCCCAGUUGUGCAUUUUCAAAUCUGCCCAAUAUUUCCAGGAUCUACUUAUCAAUAGAUGCAACACUGCAGCGGCUGGAAUCACAUUCUUUCUACAAUUUGAGUAAAAUGACGCACAUAGAGAUUCGGAAUACCAGAAGCUUAACUUUCAUAGACCCUGGUGCCCUAAAAGAGCUGCCUCUUCUGAAGUUCCUUGGCAUUUUCAACACUGGGCUUAAAAUAUUCCCUGACCUGACCAAAGUCUAUUCCACUGAUGUGUUCUUUAUACUGGAAAUUACAGACAACCCAUACAUGACUUCGAUCCCUGCAAAUGCUUUUCAGGGACUGUGCAAUGAAACCUUGACACUGAAACUAUACAACAAUGGCUUAACUUCAAUCCAAGGACAUGCUUUCAAUGGGACAAAGCUGGAUGCUGUUUACCUGAACAAGAAUAAAUACCUGACAGUUAUUGACAAAGAUGCAUUUGGAGGAGCAUACAGUGGACCAACCUUGCUGGAUGUCUCCUAUACCAGUGUUACUGCCCUGCCAUCCAAAGGCCUGGAGCACCUCAGGGAAUUGAUAGCAAGAAACACUUGGACUCUAAAGAAACUUCCACUUUCCUUGAGCUUCCUUCACCUCACACGGGCUGACCUUUCUUAUCCAAGCCACUGCUGUGCUUUUAAGAAUCAGAAGAAGAUCAGAGGGAUCCUUGAGUCCUUAAUGUGUAACGACAGCAGUAUUCGAAGCCUGCGGCAGAGAAAGUCUGUGAAUGCUUUGAAUGGUCCCUUCUACCAGGAUUACGAAGAGGAUCCAGGUGACCACAGUGCUGGGUACAAGGAAAACUCCAAGUUCCAGGAUACCCACUCUCAUUAUUAUGUCUUCUUUGAGGAACAAGAAGAUGAGAUCAUUGGUUUUGGCCAGAAGCUCAAAAACCCACAGGAAGAGACCCUACAGGCCUUUGAUAGCUAUUAUGACUACACGGUGUGUGGGGGCAAUGAAGACAUGGUGUGUACCCCCAAGUCAGAUGAGUUCAACCCCUGUGAAGACAUAAUGGGCUACAAGUUCCUGAGAAUUGCGGUGUGGUUUGUUAGUCUGCUGGCUCUCCUGGGCAAUGUCUUUGUCCUGCUCAUCCUCCUCACCAGCCACUACAAACUGACCGUCCCACGUUUUCUCAUGUGCAACUUGGCCUUUGCAGACUUCUGCAUGGGGAUGUAUCUACUGCUCAUCGCCUCUGUAGACCUCUACACUCACUCUGAGUACUACAACCAUGCCAUCGACUGGCAGACAGGCCUCGGGUGCAACACAGCUGGUUUCUUCACCGUCUUUGCCAGUGAGCUGUCAGUGUAUACACUGACCGUCAUCACCCUGGAGCGCUGGUAUGCCAUCACCUUCGCCAUGCGCCUGGACCGGAAAAUCCGCCUCAGGCAUGCAUCUGCCAUCAUGAUUGGGGGCUGGGUUUGCUGCUUCCUGCUUGCCCUGCUCCCUUUGGUAGGAAUAAGCAGCUACACCAAGGUUAGCAUCUGCCUGCCCAUGGACACCGAGACCCCUCUUGCCCUGGCAUAUAUUAUCCUCGUUCUGCUGCUCAACAUAGUUGCCUUUAUCAUCGUUUGCUUCUGUUACGUGAAGAUCUACAUCACAGUCCGAAGUCCCCAGUACAACCCAAGGGACAAAGACACCAAAAUUGCGAAGAGGAUGGCUGUCUUGAUCUUCACUGACUUCAUGUGCAUGGCCCCCAUCUCAUUUUAUGCUCUGUCAGCACUUAUGAACAAGCCUCUCAUCACUGUUUCCAACUCCAAAAUUUUGCUGGUUCUCUUCUAUCCACUUAACUCAUGUGCCAAUCCAUUCCUCUACGCUAUUUUCACCAAGACCUUCCAGCGAGAUGUAUUUAUUCUGCUCAGCAAGUUUGGCAUCUGUAAACACCAGGCUCAGGCAUACCGGGGCCAGAGGGUUUCUCCAAAGAACAGCACUGGUAUUCAAGUCCCAAAGGUCACCCAAGACUUGAGGCAAAAUCACCCCAACAUGCAAGAUGACUAUGAACUGCUUGAAAAAUCCCAUCUAACCCCAAAUAAGCAGGGCCAAAUUUCAAAAGAGUAUAAGCAAACAGUUUUGUAAGGUGACCCUACACUCACCACUCACUGUUGUAGGGGGGCUUAAAACAUGCUGGUUUCUUGAACAUGCAUUCCAAACCCUCGACACACAUGACAGCUCACUAACUCUUGUGCAGGUGACAUUUCACUAGGCAAGAAUUCAUCUCUUGAGAGGAACUAGCAUUAACCUAAUCAUCAACCCCAAGAAGGAAGAGAGGCUACCAGCAUGUCUGAACCCCUGGUAAUAUCAAAAUAAUCUAUACUUUGGAAGGCUUUGCUUGAUGCUAAGUGCAGAGAUGACAUUAUGUAAGAUGCUCAACAGCUGUCAAUUCAUCCACAUCAACACCGACCUUCUUACUGUUAUACAGUAUUUCAUACAAAAGAUUCAGCAAAUGGCAAAGGGUUACCUUGGUUGGCAGUCACAAAAUAAAUCAGCUACAUGUUGGCUCAGUCCGAGUUCAUGUCCUGAUACAACCAAAGAGAGUUUGAGUUCCUUGAAAGUGAAAAGUCAAACAGGACAUCACACAACGAAUGGUUAUUUUGAGACCUGAAUGAAGGAGGGGAAAGUCUUAGCUUUGAGUUGAUUUUUUCAGACUCUGAAACUACUUUUUAAAAUUUUAUUUUAAUUGUUGUUCAAGUACAGUUUUCUGUCUUUUACUCCCAUCCCAGACCACUCCCCCAACC